Messenger RNA from Penicillium canariense, 270 nucleotides. RefSeq lists its product as uncharacterized. The coding region runs from base 1 to 270 and encodes 89 amino acids. The transcript is spliced from 2 exons. The record is from RefSeq and is a predicted model, not a curated record. Lineage: Eukaryota; Fungi; Ascomycota; Eurotiomycetes; Eurotiales; Aspergillaceae.
AUGCUGGACUCCCCUCCCCAGCCCAAGCAGCAAAGAACUUUGUUCGAUGGGAGUUGCCUGCAGAAAAAGCAGGAAUGGAAGAAAGUCAAGGAGACAACAAGAUAUGGUCUCGUAGAGGGCGAGGAUGUUAAGAAUAUGUACCGCUAUGAAGACCCUGACAACCAUGCCAUUAUGGCCGGCCAAUUAAUCGGCUUCACCUGCGAUUCGACUUUAGACUCGGAAAACUUUGAUAAUCAUGAUGUAUUCGGGCCUGCUGACAACUUUCACUAA